Aspergillus sclerotioniger CBS 115572 is the source of this 895-nucleotide messenger RNA. RefSeq lists its product as uncharacterized. The coding region runs from base 81 to 512 and encodes 143 amino acids. The record is from RefSeq and is a predicted model, not a curated record. The transcript is spliced from 2 exons. NCBI's taxonomy places the organism in Eukaryota, Fungi, Ascomycota, Eurotiomycetes, Eurotiales, Aspergillaceae.
CCCCACGCUUACUACCACUAUCACUGCCAUUGCCAUCUCCAUACCACCUGCCACCAAAGAGCUGCACCCAGCACCACACCAUGGCCGCGCCCCCUUCACAAAUCGUAGAGGGAAUAUUCCUCGAGUUCUCCAUCGAAGAAAUCCUCACCCGAAACACCCAAGGAUUUCCCGUCGUCGAACCUUGGGCCACCGACUACGUGAACGCUGUCCGGGACAAGCGAUACGGCGAUGCCAUUUGGGCGCGCUACCAUAUAGCAGGCGACGUGCAUGAUGGUAUCUCAGAGGAGGAGAAUAAGCCAGUGCUUGAGGUGAUUGAGGAUGAGGCAUUAAACUACAAGGUAUCCGACCCGGAGGCAUACGCUGAGGCACUUGUGUUCUACGCGGAUACGAGUAGCGCGGAUGGACAUCCGGAAGUGAUGGAGAUUAUUAGACGGAUUGGCAAUAUGGAUACUACAGAGCUUCGGGCAAAGUAUGAACGCGAGCAGUGGGAGGAUCAUAUCGCUGAUUUUUGAGAAUGGAGAUUGGGAGUCUUGGGUCCGUUCUCAGCAGCUACACGCUGAGGACCUUGACUGUUCAGAAAACUUACACGGAUGGCGUCCGAACAUGGGAGAGGAGAAACACGCGGCCAAUUACCCUAUAGUUUCGUUAUUAAGGCACCUGUUUUGAUGUUUGUGGUCUUGUCUUGUGUUUACUAUGGCAAUCCAUCACAAUUUUCGCGACGAAGCCAGGCCGAUGCCCCUAGUGUUGUCCGACACCACACUGCCAGACCUCUGCCGCUCGAGCCCGGGACCCCCGAUCUCGCUCGUGUAGAAGAAUCUAACACUCUCACCCCCACCCUGACUGCAUACUCACUGGAUCUAUAUUUAGAUCGGUCCAAAAGCAGGCUUUUUGGCAU